Molecule: messenger RNA, 1730 nt
Organism: Theobroma cacao (cacao)
Lineage: Eukaryota; Viridiplantae; Streptophyta; Magnoliopsida; Malvales; Malvaceae
Product: aspartate aminotransferase, cytoplasmic-like
Biological process (GO): biosynthetic process; amino acid metabolic process
Cellular component (GO): mitochondrion
Molecular function (GO): pyridoxal phosphate binding; L-aspartate:2-oxoglutarate transaminase activity
Source: RefSeq, a predicted model, not a curated record
AACAAGGAAAAACUUUAAAAAAAUAAAAGUCAUCGAAGAAAGAAGAAAAAAACCGUCGGAACAAGUGCAGCACUGAGAAAAGCACAAGCGCCCACAGUUCAGGACCUUUAGGCGCCCGCUGUUAAAGAAACUCCUGAAACCAACCUAAGAAUCUUAGCUUAUAAAAGCAAAAAAAAAAAACCCCUCCUUUAGUCUCUCAUUUCUCUGCUUCCAUUUCUCAACUUCUAGUAAACCCAGAGAACACUUCGAGCUUACGAAGGCAAUGGAUUCAGUAUUUGCCGCCAUUGCUCAAGGCCCCGAAGAUCCUAUUCUAGGGGUGACUGUUGCUUACAACAAGGAUCCAAGCCCGAUUAAGUUGAAUUUAGGCGUUGGUGCUUACAGAACUGAGGAAGGAAAACCCCUGGUUCUAAAUGUAGUUCGAAAAGCGGAGCAGCUUCUUGUUAAUGACCCGUCAAGAGUCAAGGAGUACCUUCCUAUUCUUGGUUUUGCUGAGUUCAAUAAAUUGACUGCUAAACUCAUUCUUGGUGAUGACAGUCCUGCUAUUCAAGAGAACAGAGUGGCUACUGCUCAGUGCUUGUCUGGUACUGGUUCCUUAAGGGUUGGAGCUGAGUUUCUAGCAAAGCAUUAUCACCAACGUACCAUAUACAUUCCACAGCCAACAUGGGGAAACCAUUUAAAAGUGUUCACGAUGGCAGGACUGUCAGUGAAGACUUACCGCUACUAUGAUCCAACAACUCGUGGGCUCCAUUUCCAAGGCUUGCUAGAAGAUCUUGGAGCAGCACCAGCUGGAAGUAUAGUGCUUCUUCAUGCUUGUGCUCAUAACCCAACUGGCGUUGACCCAACUGUUGAGCAAUGGGAGCAGAUCCGGCAGUUGAUAAGAUCUAAAGGGUCAUUGCCUUUCUUUGACAGUGCUUACCAGGGAUUUGCAAGCGGUAGCUUAGAUGCAGAUGCACAGUCUGUUCGCAUGUUUGUUGCAGAUGGCGGGGAAUGCUUCAUAGCUCAGAGUUAUGCAAAAAAUAUGGGACUUUAUGGGGAGCGUGUUGGUGCUCUCAGCAUUGUCUGUAAGGCAGCUGAUGUUGCAAGCAGGGUUGAGAGCCAGUUGAAGCUUGUGAUUAGGCCUAUGUAUUCUAAUCCACCUAUCCAUGGUGCAUCAAUUGCAGCCACCAUUCUCAAGAACAGUGAUAUGUAUAAUGAGUGGAAGAUUGAACUGAAAGCAAUGGCUGAACGGAUUAUUAGCAUGCGCAAACAACUAUUUGAUGCUUUAAGUGCUAGAGGCACUCCAGGUGAUUGGAGUCACAUUAUCAAGCAGAUUGGAAUGUUUACUUUCACAGGGCUGAACAGUGAUCAAGUUGCUUUCAUGACCAAAGAGUACCACAUUUACAUGACAUCUGAUGGGAGGAUUAGUAUGGCAGGUCUCAGUUCCAAGACGGUCCCUCAUCUUGCAGAUGCUAUACAUGCUGCAGUCACCGGUUCCUGUUAGAAACAGGUGUGAGAUUUAUGUUGCCUGUUAGAAACAGGUGUGAGAUUUAUGUUGCAAGGACAUUUGGUUAUAGUCCAUGUAUGUGAUGGUUUUUUCCCCAACCUUUUCAAGCAAAUACUAUGAUUUUCCGUAAUAAACACUUAACUAGAAUGCAAAUUUCAGAUUUUAACCCAAUUUUGAUAUUUUGAUUUCAAUGUAUAACAUUUUGCCAGAGGCAUCGUAAAUGGUAUGCUUGCCAUUGUUAUCAACA